This is a messenger RNA of Larimichthys crocea (large yellow croaker), 2160 nucleotides long. RefSeq names its product protein Wnt-8a-like. The record is from RefSeq and is a predicted model, not a curated record. NCBI's taxonomy places the organism in Eukaryota, Metazoa, Chordata, Actinopteri, Sciaenidae. Gene Ontology annotation, biological process: neuron differentiation; canonical Wnt signaling pathway; cell fate commitment. The transcript is spliced from 6 exons. Gene Ontology annotation, molecular function: frizzled binding; cytokine activity. Bases 901 to 1980 code for a protein of 359 amino acids. Gene Ontology annotation, cellular component: extracellular region.
UCUAUUUGUUUAUACUCUUGUAAAUUCCAGACUGCUUUCACACCUGGUUGUUUCCCAGGGAAACAUGUAUUAUCCUAUUAUCACGACGCUGCCAAUGUCGCCGAUGUGUGAGGCUGUAUUUACAUGACUAUAUACCAUCAGCUCCUGAAAGACUUCAUGGCUUUGUAGUCACUGUCUUUCCCACUGGGACACUGGUGCCAUUUCCCAAAUGUUUUAAACUACACAUGAAGCCUCACGGCGGCAUUCAGCACUGUAUUUCCGUAAUGUAGAGCUGUGAUUUAAAAACCAGGAACCCUGUGAAAUGCUCCUUGUGCUGUGUUCUUAUGGCCCCCUUCAAAUCCCCUAACAAAUUUUUUCCCGAUAUGAUAUAAUAGAGGUUUAUAUGUGUGAAGUAUUCAAGCGCAUUGCGCAUUAUAAUGCGUAUUUGUGUCCAGGCUUCAUUUAAAUACUCUCAAAUUCACGUAUGUCUUAAUAAAGCUGGAAUUAAAUGUUUAUUAUAGUUUUAUUUAGCAUAGUUCUAUUUGUAAUGUCAAUGCGGGGUGAUAUAUGCUGGUUUAAUUCGCUGGAUAUGCUUCAAUUGGUGGGAAAGGUAAGAGCCUGGGAACGACAGGUGAAUGAAUGAGGGGCUGUUUAACUGUCUGCGUCACGUCUUUGAAGUGCACUUAUGCACCGACGGUCCCUUAUUGUCUUUAGGACGUGGCAAUAGUCAAUGGCAAUAGUCGUCGUUGACGCAUUUUCACAGUGAACCGUUACCUGCACGGCAAAUAUGUCAAUCAAAGGGGCAUGACCAUAUAAAUAUCAUCAGCGAGGAGUCACAGGCAACAACUUCAGUUGCCUUCUUCUCUCUUGGCACUCACAUCAGGGAUACGAACAAACAGGCCUCCGUUUGGAAUAGCUGCCAUGGGACCUUUGAAUCUCCUUGCAGUCAUGGUGAUGUCCAUGUACUGUCACGUUCAGUUUGCAUCGGCUUGGACGGUGAAUAAUUUCCUCAUGACUGGACCUAAGGCUUUCCUCACCUAUGCCAGCAGUGUUCAAAUCGGCGCACAGAGUGGAAUACAAGAGUGCAAACACCAGUUUGCAUUGGAGAGGUGGAACUGCCCAGAGAACACGCUCCAGUUAUCCACAUACAACGGCAUUAGAAGUGCCACAAGGGAGACGUCUUUCGUCCACGCCAUCAGCGCGGCCGGAGUGAUGUACACGCUCACAAAGAACUGCAGUAUGGGAGACUUUGACAACUGCGGCUGUGAUGACUCCAGAAUCGGACAGACAGGUGGUAGAGGAUGGAUUUGGGGAGGCUGCAGUGACAAUGUGGCGUUCGGAGAAAAGAUCUCCAAACAGUUUGUGGAUGCGCUCGAAGGUGGGCAAGAUUCUCGCGCAGCAGUCAACCUGCACAACAACGAGGCAGGCAGACUGGCAAUCAAAGCUACCAUGAGGAGAGCUUGUAAGUGUCACGGAGUGUCUGGGAGCUGCAGCAUCCAAACCUGCUGGAUGCAGCUGGCCGACUUCAGAGAGGUGGGCAAUUACCUGAAGAUGAAGCACGAACACGCAAAGAAACUGGAGAUGGACAAGAAGCCUGCGAGGGUUGGAAACAGUGCAGACAACAGAGGAGCCAUCGCGCACACUUUUCGGAACAUCGCUCGCACGGAGCUCAUCUACCUGGAGGAUUCACCGGACUACUGCGUCAAGAACCAGAGCCUGGAAUACCAGGGCACAGAGGGGCGGGAGUGUCUGAAGGGUGACAAGAACAUGUCCCAGUGGGAGAGAAAGAGCUGCCGCAGGCUGUGCUAUGAAUGCGGCCUCAGAGUGGUGGAGAAGCGCAUCGAGGUUGUCAGCAGCUGCAACUGCAAAUUCCACUGGUGCUGCACAGUUAAGUGCGACAAAUGCACGCAAGUUGUUACCAAGUAUUUCUGUGCGCGUAAAGAAGGCGGGAGGAAACCACAGAAUAAAACGAAGCGCAGGCACCGCGCGCACCGACACUGAUCGUCCUCAUCACUGUUAAUUGAAUUCACCAUCAUGGACACCAUUAAGUGUUACUCUGAAUUACAAUAUGCAGUUUUUAUUAUGAACUAUUACAUCACCUUUAGCAGCCUCCAUUGCACUUUAUGUUACUGAUUUGAUCCUGAGGACCAAACUCUCCGCGCAUGCUCACUCAUUCAGGAG